Molecule: messenger RNA, 7087 nt
Organism: Acanthopagrus latus (yellowfin seabream)
Lineage: Eukaryota; Metazoa; Chordata; Actinopteri; Spariformes; Sparidae
Gene: kmt5b
Product: lysine methyltransferase 5B
Exons: 11
Coding region: 662-3289 (875 amino acids)
Cellular component (GO): nucleus
Molecular function (GO): protein binding; histone H4K20 methyltransferase activity
Source: RefSeq, a predicted model, not a curated record
GUGGAACAAUUAGCAGCUAACGGCUAAUAUGUUCUGGUUCCGUGGAGAACAACAGAGGGUUCGGAUAAACAGGCCACAUUAACAAGUGCUGAAUAAAGAGGAGUGACAUUAAACUAACAAUGCGUUAAAGAGACAGAAGUCCGGAGGAGUUCAGUUCCGCUGUGGUUCUAAGUUCUGCUGCUCCUGUGCGGUUCUGAAUGGACCGGGCAGGCAGAACCUCGCUGUUGUCUGUCGGCCCACUACCGCUGGAUUCUGUAGGAAGCGUAAAGAGCUACGAAAAGUCGAGCUCGACGUCCACUCCAGAACCUCCAGUCCGUCUGCUCGAGUCCCGCGUCUCGUUUCAGUCCUGACGGACGACAACGGCUGCGUAUUUACUGGGUCUACUUUCUCUUGGAUGGCGGUGCUGCGCCUCUCCCUCUCUCCUGUGCGAGGCCGCCAUCUUGAAUUUUAAUGUUAAUUUCUAAAAAAAAAUGUGUUUCCUGUGAUAUUUUCGUUUAGGGUGUCGUGCCAAAUUUGGAUUAGUUUUGGAGCAGUGGGUGUUUUAUUUUGUGACUGUCUGACAGAAUCGCCUUGUUUCAAACUCUAGACCCCAGUCUUCCCCACUCAAGAGUGUUUGUUCAUCUCGGAGACUAAAUGCAACUGGACCAGGGGGCUUGUGGGCAUGAAGUGGCUGGGCGAAUCCAAGAACAUGGUAUUAAAUGGCAGACGACACGGAAACAAGUUGACCAGCGAACAGCCUGUGAGCCAGAGCCAGACCCGCUCUCAGCAUUCACAGAGGGCGUCCCUGCGCCACAACAAAAACAGAAACCGAAGAUGUAGCCGCAGGUUUAAUGCAGCCAGUCUAGAGGCAGAGAGGCGCUAUGUGCCCUCCUCAGGAAUGACUGCUAAGGAGUUGUGUGAGAAUGAUGAUCUGACCACGAGCCUCAUCCUGGAUCCAUACCUGGGCUUUCAAACACACAAGAUGAACACCAGAUUUCGACCAAUUAAGGGAAGACAAGAGGAGUUGAAAGAGCUCAUCGAGCGCUUCAAGAAACACGACAACUUGGAGAAAGCUUUCAGAGCGUUGACGUCUGGAGACUGGGCCAGAAAUCUUUUUCUACACAAGACAAAGGCUCAAGAAAAGCUUUUCAAGCAGCAUGUGUUUGUGUAUCUGCGGAUGUUUGCCACGGACAGCGGGUUUGAAAUUCUCCCUUGUAAUCGCUACUCAUCAGAGCAAAAUGGGGCUAAAAUCGUGGCGACAAAGGAAUGGAAAAGAAAUGACAAGAUCGAGUACCUGGUUGGAUGCAUAGCUGAGCUCUCAGAGAGCGAGGAAAACAUGCUGCUCCGACACGGAGAGAAUGACUUCAGUGUCAUGUAUUCAACCCGCAAGAACUGUGCGCAGCUCUGGCUGGGUCCAGCUGCGUUCAUCAAUCACGACUGUCGGCCAAACUGCAAGUUUGUGUCGACAGGGCGGGACACGGCCUGUGUGAAGGUUCUGAGGGACAUCGAACCAGGAGAAGAAAUCUCUUGUUACUAUGGAGAUGGAUUUUUCGGGGAAAACAAUGAAUAUUGCGAAUGCUAUACGUGUGAACGACGUGGCACUGGUGCUUUCAAAUCCAAAGCUGGACUGCCAGUGGAAGUUCCGGUGAUCAACAGCAAGUACGGGUUGCGGGAGACGGACAAACGUCUCAACAGGCUGAAGAAGAUGGGGGAAGGAAACCGGAGCUCAGACAGUCACUCUGUUGGCUCCCACACCGACGUAGACUCUCAGGAAAUGCCAAAAACACAUCAAUCUGCCAGAAAAAGAACAUCGUCGUCAUCUGGCCUGAAGUAUAAAAACAGGACUCAAUCCAGACAGACUUUGUCACGAGCCCUUACUACCUCAUGUUCAAAACAAGGUCGUGUAAACAAUAACAGGGUACCAAAGAGACUAAAAUCCCAAUCCAAGCCUUCACUAAGUAAAGUCCAGUUGCGGAGUCGAAGGAGGGGUGCAGAGCCCAAGGCGUUGGCCAAAGGAGAGACUUGCCAGCUGGGUCUCAGGGACUCGAAGGUGUCGCUGUGUAAAAGUGUCACCGUCAAGAAGGAGAAGGAUGGACAGGAGCUGGUGCAGCAGACAUUAGGCCAGCGGGGCUGCCUCACUCGUCACGCUGCCAAGGAAAAUGGCAAUCUACCGCAUGUGCAAGGCAGUGAUGGCAGCCAGUGCUCGACUUACAGAACUCGCAGGUCCACAAGGACCCUUGUAAAAGCCCAGGAGACGGCAGCUGGCGUUAAGCUGGAGCCCAGCGCCAUGGACGGCUUGAGCCCAGUCCCUGGUGGAGUGGUCAUUAAAACAGAGCCAGCUGACAUGGAGGAGUACCUCCGCCACGGAGUCGGACUGGAGCAGCCAGCUAUAGACGCUGGCUAUUCCAGAAGAGGCUCGUGCACCAGGCGGAAACGGCUGACACGGCUCAGGACCGAGCGGACGAUUAAAUGUGAGGACUCAUAUGGUGAGCCAUUCAUGCCGGUGGCCGCUGGUCACGCCGCUAACUUCUCAGACUGUGGUAAUGUGCUGCUGAGCUUUGCCGACCGACACAGGGACUACAACGGGGUGGCCAAUGGCAGCAAAUCCCUCCGCAGGGACAAAGGUAAGAGUAGCUGCAGGUCACAGGACAAGGGGAAGAAGAAGCGUCGAAUCACCCGAUACGAUGCUCAGCUGAUCCUGGAGAACAACACGGGCAUCCCCAAACUGACACUCCGCCGGCGGAGGGACAGCAGCAGUAGCAAGACCAAUGACGCCAACGAUCCGAUUGGCUCCUCCAACCUCUCUGCCUCGACGGUCAACUCGGCCUCUUCCAGCAAAAUCAGCAUCAAGUUCAGCAAGGACCACGACAAGGACAAAGGCAGCUCAUACAUCGCCAAACUGAAUAACGGCUUUGCUCCCGUGGUCCACAGCAACUCCACCAAGCUGAAGAUCCAGCUGAAGAGAGAGGACGAUGCUCGCAGAAUCACCCAGACGAAGUCUGACCAGAUGUCCUAUAAUGGGGACAUGGGUCAGAGUCUGGAGGCCAGAAAUGGUGGACAUCGGACCCAAAAGGUCCUGGCGGAACCUUCAUCAGAAGAGGAUGAUGAAGAGGAAGGGGAGGAGGAGGAGGAUGAUGAUGAUGAUGACGAUGAUGAUGAUGACGAUGACUACUUCGACAAUGAGUUCGAAGACGAUUUCAUUCCACUUCCUCCAGCAAAGCGCCUCCGACUCAUUGUGGGUAAAGACUCGAUAGACAUCGAUAUCUCCUCCAGGAGGAGAGAGGAUCAGUCCCUGAGGCUCAAUGCAUAAGCUGCGGAGCUCAUCACUCCCACCUUCCCUUGUAAAUAACGAUGACUCGCUAAUCAACUGUUGUGUUGAUGUAAAAGAAGUACAGUAAUUUAAAAACAAAAAAAAUUGCUGAAAAAUUAAGAAUCUGAAUGAACGUUACUCGAAGGUGCUGUUGACCUAAAACAAAUCUCUGUUAUUCACUUCAGUUGUGAUCAUCAUUCUCGUCUCGAGUGUAAUUUGAGUUGUUACUAAUACAAAUUACAUUAAUUAAGUGUAAGUUUACUCACCCGCUCCACCUCUCUGGCAUUUUGUCUGCAAACUAUGCGAAUUGUAAACUGCAGACAUUUGCCAGCUUUGUCCUGUUAUUGUUUCUGAAUAAUUUGGCCGAAUCAAAAAGUGAAAAACGAGAAUUUGUUUUAAGUUCAACUCUUCCUUUAAGUGAAUGCACUUGUUAUAUUCAUAAUGGACAUGGAUAUUGUAGAAAGUGUACAGUAUGGUGACUAUCCCCUCUGUCUCAUAGGCAGGUUUUUUAUGGAACUUUUGAUUUUUGUCUCAUAGUAAUUUUUGUGUGGCGCACCAUGCUGAGCGUUCAGUGUGGUGUGGUUGGUCCAGAGGCAUUAUAAGAUCAGUCAGUAGGUUCAUUUGGAUUCAGGUGCCAUGUUUUCAUUAUCCCAGCAGGUCCGCCGGUGAAGAAACUCUUGAAUUUUCACGUCACCUAAAAUUUAUAUCACAUUUUUAUUCUUUUAUUUAUUAUUUUUAUGUUACUGUAAAUAUCAUAUUACAGAAUGGCUCUCAGCUCACACAUCCUCCAAACCUCAGCAGCCCCCGUUUGUACCAGACAUAGAAACCAGCCACGUAAAUACGUCUGUUUUUCCUCAUUAAGAUCUAUGAGUCACUGAGAAAUUAAUGAAAAUGUAAAAACAAAAAACCCAUCAAAAUCUCACAAUGUUGUCCCGAAUAAGGUGAGAAAAACUUCCACAAUCUGUUUAUUUUUGUCCAGAUCCACACCUAAAGUUAAUGAUUCUGGGCCGAGACACGUCUGGAAAUUUGCUGUGUUGUUUUGGGUUGUCCUGUAGACAAGCAAACAAAACAGACGCAGGUGAACCAGGAUCUCUACAGCACUUGUUUAUGUUAGAACAAUAAUCAUUGUGUAGUUAAGUAUAUUUACAUUUGGCAACCAAACAGACAUAUUGACCAGUAUCCUGGAGCAGAAAGAAGCGUUUUCCAGACCUAACCUGUUACUUUGGUUAGUUAUUCGGCUUCAGUUUAGUCUGAACAUUCACACGACGGCCAUUUUCCUCCGUCAUCACAGUCUGGGCGGGAAACUCAGAUGUCACACUGUUGUGUUCCAGCUUUAAAGUUGUGAAAAGUCUUGACAAAUUAUCAUCACUUCACUUCUGCCCGAUUAAUCAGAAUCUGAAAAGACAAUGGAUGGUUAAAAUCUGGAAGGAUAUCGGACCAUAGUUCAGGUUAAACACUAUUGUUUGAUCACAUGUAGUGUGCUUAGCUUUCAGGCUUGAGUAAGUGUGCAUUGUCAUUUUAGAAUGAAUUCACGUCUUUUGAACAGUUACGUUAGCGAUGAAGUGGUUAAAUGCUAACGUUAGCUAUGAAGUGGUUAGAUGCUAACAUUAGCUGUUGUCUUAAUGAAGCUAACGGGUUUUCUAAUAUGUCAGCGUUGAAACAUGGCCCUCCAAAUUUCACCAUCCGUUGUCCAAAUUGCUUUCACUUCAUUACUUCCUGAUUGAUCGACGACUGAAGAGACAAUCAAUAGAGAAAAUGUUGCAGGUAAAUCAGGUUAUAUUUCUACAUGCUAACCCACAGCUAACGCCAGCAGAUAAGUUGACCCUCAGUCUAAACACAACUUCCAGACCUGAGCAUGACGUCGGGGGAAAAUGGUCCGUUCCAGCAUGCUACUAAAGAUGCUAACCACAUUAGCAACAGAAGGAUACAAAGAGUCUCUCUCCAUCUUUAAAAAAAAAUGGUCGGCACACCCAAAGCCUGGAGUUUUCCCAGUCGUUUUCCAGACAUUUACUUUAGAGAAUAAACACAAACUUCUUUGCCUGUAAUGGCGGAGAGGAAGCCUGUAACGAAGUGUUAAUUGCAGGUGUCAGCAAAUUAGUAGUUACUGGAUUUAACUCCAGAUCUAUGAGUAGCCCUGCUCCUGAAUGUUAUCACAGCCAAGCACAUUACUUAUAGUCUGAUUAAACAUUCAUCACAUUAAUGAUGGUAUUACAAAUAAAACAUGACACGGGAUGAAACCACUCACCCCUUUUUUUUCACUAUGAGUUAAUUUCACACAAAGUUAAACCUUUUAACAAAUCUGUGGUGUUACGUUUUUCCCCCUGAGCAUCAUUAAAAGAGUUGUUGAAGCAGAAUUUACAGUUUUAUGUAUAUUAUGGGUUUAACGUGCAGCAAAAUCAAGUCAAUAUGUUUCUCAGCACCGACAAAACUCUCACAGGACAGAAGAAAAAAAUCAAAUGGGCUCGCUGCAGUUUGUUCAGAGCGUUGUAAAUAAUUUAAUUUAGCUGCAGAGUUCUAAGAAAUAAAAGCACAUGAGUUUUAUAAUCACUUGAGAAAUGUCAGAAUAUAAAUGGACCAGUGUUUUUCUUUGUUGGCGGAGCUGCUGUAUAAUGAAAACAUGGCACACGUGGUCGUUCAACCCCUUUUUAUUAAAACAACUGAGAAGGUAAAUCAAAACCAAAUCCAUUCACAGAGGCGACCUACAUGCUUCUUUAAUCUGUAAUUCUUAAAGUAAUGUACAGAAAGACUGGCUAAUGUUCCUCCACUGAAUUAUGUUUAUUCUCUCUCGAGUCCAGUCUCACUUUUAUUUAUCUCAUCUGAUUUCUGUUGAAUCAAGUUCACAAUUGUCCGUCGACACUAGAGUUUGGGAAGGAAAAUCACAACGUCUGAACUGUUUUCUAGCUUAGUGUCGUGUAUUCUUUUCUCAAUGGUGCUACUUUUAUUUCCUUACCAUCUGUUCUGAGUUUCUGUCCUGUGUAGCUCUUUAUUGGUAGAUGGUGGAAGCAUUAACAGUAACAGGCCCAAAUUCUGUAAAAGGAAAAACACACAUUUUCUGUCAGUACGUCACUUCUUAUCAGUCGCGUUUGUAGCUUUUUAAGUUGUUUAUUUAAGUUUGAUUCACUUCACAGGAGCUCAUUUACAUUCAGUCUGUUUAGUUUGUGAGAAACACACUGUCUAUCCAACAGCAUUAGGUGCCUUAACGAAAGAGCUUUGUGACACAUUUAGACCAAAUUUGUUACACGACUAAUCGACGAAGAGUGAAAAUGCUAAGCCAUCUGCUUCCCCUGUUUUAACGGAAACACUUCAACACAGCGUCAGUCCUUCUGUAUAUUAUUUUAUCUAUGUUUUGUGGAAGUAAAUGAACUGUCCCAACAGAUCAAGGGAUCAACUGAGACUGAAUGUUAACCCACUUUUCCUGUGUUAAUAUGUACUGUUCAUAUCACCAGCAGCUAAUCGCCGUUCUGAACCUGGCUCAGUCUGUCCUCCCCCUUCGUCGGACGUCUCCAUCCUACACUGUAAACUGUUCCAGGUGUACCGUCUGUGUGGUCUUUGUCCAAUAGACAGCUGUCAAGAUUUCCAAUUGAUUCAAAAAGUAAAAGAAAAAAAAAAAAGAGCAAAACAAAUGUGAAUAGUUUGCGGACAUUUUAGCGUGUUGCGUGGGUAGUGGGAAACAUGUAAAGAGAAUUAAAAAUGGGCAGUGUGUAUAUUGUCCAAUAUGUAAAUCAUGUGAACACAUCUUGUACUUAUUUAACAGUUUUGAAUACUUGAAAACUAUAUAAAGUUUCUUUGUGACUCUUG